AUGAAGGAGAUCAUGUUGUCACUCACAAUCCCUUGCACCCCCCAGUUGACGGUGGAGAAGGUCUUGAGCUUGGCCAGCAAGAUGCACAACUAAUCCACGUGUCAGAACUAGUCUCGAUGCCUGCACCAGUUACCCCACUACCAUAGAAAUCAAUUUUUUGCACCAUGCCCCCAGAGUCUACAUCAUCGUCGUCAUAUCUUCCCGCCCCCAUCCCAAGUUGGUAUUGUUGCAUGACCGCUUCCAGCAAGACCCAUCGAAAUUCCCGGCAUGCUACAGAACCGACGGCAGAGGGGCUUCGCACAAUCAAAGUGCUGGAAACACACCCCCGCCCGUGCGCCUCGAGGAGUGGAGUAGAGAAACAUUUACAGCAAAAACAUUGUGUGCAAUUCACUCACGGUCAACGUGAGGCCACUAUACAAGGCUUGAUCGAUGGUUCUAAAAAUGCACCAGCACAGAGGGGAACGUUAAUGCUGGGCUUCAAGGCUCGCGGUCAGAGCUGUCGGGGCGUGAGAGAAGCGAAGGCGGUUGUCGUCAAAGCAGU
Ectocarpus sp. CCAP 1310/34 is the source of this 541-nucleotide messenger RNA. Lineage: Eukaryota; Phaeophyceae; Ectocarpales; Ectocarpaceae. The record is from the annotation of a GenBank genome assembly.